Molecule: messenger RNA, 290 nt
Organism: Leptosomus discolor (cuckoo roller)
Lineage: Eukaryota; Metazoa; Chordata; Aves; Leptosomiformes; Leptosomidae
Source: RefSeq, a predicted model, not a curated record
AGCGCUUCGACCAUCACUGCCCCUGGGUGGGCAACUGCGUGGGGAAGAGGAACUACCGCUAUUUCUACCUCUUCAUCCUCUCGCUCUCCCUCCUCACCAUCUACAUCUUCACCUUCAACAUCGUCUACGUAGCACUGAAAUCUCUGAAGAUUGGGUUUCUGAACACGUUGAAGGAAACCCCAGGGACUGUACUGGAGGUGCUCAUCUGUUUCUUCACCUUGUGGUCGGUGGUGGGGUUAACGGGGUUCCACACCUUCCUGGUGGCACUGAAUCAGACAACCAACGAAGAC